UUAUCUGUCCCUCCCUUUUAACUCUCUCACUCUCUCUUUCCUUCUUCCUCUAGAACUCUCUCUCUCUCUCUCUCUUAGUUUCUCUUUCUUAGGGUUUCUGCUACUGAAUAAGACUCAGCUGGACUUUGUUGGAAUUUCUGUGCGAUCAAACUGUUAUAGUGUAAUUUCCUAUUUCUACAGAACAGGGUUUCAAACAUUUGGUAUUUGGAUGACCUUUAACUUCUUUAAAUUCUGGCGUUGACUAUACCUGCUUUAUUGAUUCUUAGCUGCAAGUCAUGAGAAUAACUAUCACAUAUAGAAAGCGUUCUGAUGACAGAAUAGUUUGGAAAAGAUAGCAUACUCCAGUACGGAACCAUGGAUCAAUCAGGACAAGCGCAGCAACAACAUCAACAGCCACAGCCACCAGUGGUUGGUGUUGUGACAGGUGCACAAAUGACAUAUGCUCCUCCUUCUUACCAAACAGCUCCCAUGGUUGCUUCUGGUACUCCUGCUGUAGCGGUCCCUUCCCCAACACAACCACCAACAACUUUCUCAAAUUCCCCACACCAGCUUGCAUACCAGCAAGCCCAGCAUUUCCACCAUCAACAGCAGCAACAGCAGCAGCAGCAGCUUCAGAUGUUCUGGGCUAAUCAAAUGCAAGAAAUCGAGCAGACAAGCGAUUUCAAAAACCACAGCCUACCACUUGCUCGAAUCAAGAAAAUCAUGAAGGCCGAUGAGGAUGUUAGAAUGAUCUCGGCCGAAGCUCCAGUCAUAUUUGCAAAGGCAUGUGAAAUGUUCAUCUUGGAGUUGACACUGCGUUCUUGGAUUCACACUGAAGAAAACAAAAGGAGGACACUACAGAAGAAUGAUAUUGCUGCUGCCAUUUCAAGGACCGAUGUCUUUGAUUUCUUGGUCGAUAUCAUCCCAAGAGAUGAACUGAAAGAGGAGGGACUUGGAGUCACUAAAGCUACAAUUCCAGUGGUGGGUUCACCUGCUGAUAUUCCAUAUUACUACGUCCCACCACAGCAUCCAGUUGGACCUACCGGAAUGAUCAUGGGGAAACCAGUAGAUCAAGCGGCUAUGUAUGCUGCCCAACAGCCUAGACCACCGAUGGCAUUCGUGCCGUGGCCACAAACCCAACCUCAACAACAGCAGCAGCAGCAGCAGCAGCAGCAACAACAGCAAACAGAGCAGUGAAGACCGUUACGGUAUCAGCAUCACUGUAGUUGUUGUUUUGGUAUUCUGGUGUCUAGCUGCAGCUUGCUGAUUGUUUUAAGUGACGAAUUUAAAGUUGUAGUUGUAGGUCUUUUAGCGUUUAGUUGGCAGUUGCAAAUCUGAUACACACACAAGGUCUUUUAGGGGAAGCGAAACUAUAUGCCACCAUUGUCAAAAUGCAAAGUUGUUGUAUCUUGUAUGGUUUUUUAUUAUGCUUUUAAAAUCUUGAAAUUA
Messenger RNA from Ziziphus jujuba (common jujube), 1428 nucleotides. Its product is annotated as nuclear transcription factor Y subunit C-2. The coding region runs from base 355 to 1176 and encodes 273 amino acids. The transcript has 3 exons. Gene Ontology annotation, cellular component: nucleus. Gene Ontology annotation, biological process: regulation of DNA-templated transcription. Gene Ontology annotation, molecular function: DNA-binding transcription activator activity, RNA polymerase II-specific; DNA binding; protein heterodimerization activity. The record is from RefSeq and is a predicted model, not a curated record. Lineage: Eukaryota; Viridiplantae; Streptophyta; Magnoliopsida; Rosales; Rhamnaceae.